Molecule: messenger RNA, 1931 nt
Organism: Vombatus ursinus (common wombat)
Lineage: Eukaryota; Metazoa; Chordata; Mammalia; Diprotodontia; Vombatidae
Gene: AP2M1
Product: adaptor related protein complex 2 subunit mu 1
Exons: 12
Coding region: 126-1433 (435 amino acids)
Biological process (GO): clathrin-dependent endocytosis; intracellular protein transport
Cellular component (GO): AP-2 adaptor complex; cytoplasmic vesicle
Molecular function (GO): clathrin-cargo adaptor activity
Source: RefSeq, a predicted model, not a curated record
GCGGCGGCGGCGGCGGAGCCGGACCCUCGCACGGAUCGACUGACCAAGCGACCGACGGACGGACGGGCCGCGGCGGCGCCUGGUCUGUUCUCAUAGCCAUGGGCAGAGGAGACUGAGUCGCCACCAUGAUUGGAGGGCUUUUCAUCUACAACCACAAGGGGGAGGUGCUCAUCUCCCGGGUCUACCGAGAUGACAUCGGGCGGAAUGCCGUCGACGCCUUCCGCGUCAACGUGAUCCACGCCCGGCAGCAGGUGCGCUCCCCCGUCACCAACAUUGCCCGCACCAGCUUCUUCCAUGUCAAGCGCUCCAACAUCUGGCUGGCAGCUGUCACCAAGCAGAAUGUCAACGCCGCCAUGGUCUUUGAGUUCCUCUAUAAGAUGUGUGACGUCAUGGCCGCCUACUUUGGCAAGAUCAGUGAAGAAAACAUCAAGAACAACUUUGUGCUCAUCUACGAGCUGUUGGACGAGAUCCUGGACUUCGGCUACCCCCAGAACUCGGAGACGGGAGCUCUGAAAACGUUCAUCACUCAGCAGGGCAUUAAGAGCCAGCAUCAGACGAAGGAAGAACAGUCUCAGAUCACCAGCCAGGUGACGGGGCAGAUUGGCUGGCGGCGUGAGGGCAUCAAAUAUCGCCGGAAUGAGCUCUUCCUGGACGUGCUGGAGAGCGUCAACCUGCUCAUGUCUCCCCAGGGGCAGGUGCUCAGCGCCCACGUGUCUGGCCGCGUGGUGAUGAAGAGUUAUCUGAGCGGCAUGCCGGAGUGCAAGUUUGGCAUGAACGACAAGAUCGUCAUCGAGAAGCAGGGCAAGGGCACGGCUGAUGAGACUGGCAAGAGCGGGAAGCAGUCCAUCGCCAUAGAUGACUGCACCUUCCACCAGUGCGUGAGGCUCAGCAAGUUUGACUCUGAGCGAAGCAUCAGUUUCAUCCCCCCUGAUGGAGAGUUUGAGCUUAUGAGGUACCGGACCACCAAGGACAUCAUCCUUCCCUUCCGGGUGAUCCCCCUGGUACGGGAGGUGGGACGGACCAAACUGGAGGUCAAAGUUGUCAUCAAGUCCAACUUCAAACCUUCCUUGCUGGCCCAGAAAAUUGAGGUCCGGAUCCCAACACCGCUGAAUACAAGUGGGGUUCAAGUGAUCUGCAUGAAGGGAAAAGCCAAGUACAAGGCCAGUGAAAAUGCCAUCGUGUGGAAGAUCAAGCGCAUGGCGGGAAUGAAGGAAUCACAGAUCAGUGCAGAGAUUGAGCUGCUUCCGACCAACGACAAGAAGAAGUGGGCCCGGCCUCCCAUCUCCAUGAACUUUGAGGUACCGUUUGCACCCUCCGGCCUGAAGGUGCGAUACCUAAAGGUGUUUGAACCCAAGCUGAACUACAGCGACCAUGACGUCAUCAAAUGGGUGCGCUACAUUGGCCGCAGUGGCAUCUACGAAACCCGCUGCUAGCUGCCCAGCCAUGGUCUCACGAAAUCUCCACCAACCUGGGUGCCCCCUGGGGAGGAGCCAGGCUGGGCGGUCUGCCCCAACUCCUCCCUGUUGGUGUCUCCUCUUUCCUGCAUCGCUGCACACCCCCUGCACAAGCCCCUAGACUAGGUCUGGACCGGCCCUACCAUGAAGGGGAUGAACAGAGUGGCCCCUGGGGCCCCUGAGGUCCCCCAACCCUCAUUUUGUCCGUCCCAGCCCAGCUCUGGGCUCUGUUUUGAGUUUUGUGACCAAAGCCAGGCCAGGGUCUCUUGGGGGGCCGUGUCUCCGACCCUCUCCCAGGGGUGGGGGGGUGGGGCCCGGGCUGCCAGAGCCCCUGGCCUCUGCACCUCCCUGAAAGGCCAGUAACUGCCUCCCGCCCCCUCCUUCCCCCCUCAGCCCCCUGCUUCGGGAUAGUGUGAGCUCCAUUUUGUACACGUGUGACUUGUCCAGUUAUCAACCCAAUAAAUUCUGUAGAGCGGA